This is a messenger RNA of Bipolaris sorokiniana ND90Pr, 418 nucleotides long. RefSeq lists its product as uncharacterized. The record is from RefSeq and is a predicted model, not a curated record. Bases 12 to 224 code for a protein of 70 amino acids. The transcript is spliced from 2 exons. NCBI's taxonomy places the organism in Eukaryota, Fungi, Ascomycota, Dothideomycetes, Pleosporales, Pleosporaceae.
CCACAGAGACGAUGGUAAGAUUUUCCCUACUUAAGAGAAGCAGGCUAGGUAUUUCACUCAGACUAGUUUUUUUUGUUGACUCAGCGCAAACAUGCGAUACUACUUCCAUAUGCCAAAACAACCCCUUUUUAGUCUCUAAUAACCAGCCUCACAAUCCGUUAUUUCCGCUUCUUACUUUCCAGUUUCACCUCGUUACUUUAACUAUGAAUCUGAAAAAAAAGUAAGGGAAUCAUCAACACAAACUCGCACGGGCAACCCCGGGGUUUUCCUGGCUACCGCGAGGUAAUGUAUGUGGGGGAACCGGUGGUGGUGGCCGUUUUGGCCACAUGGUAUGUUUGCCGAUGUGUGUUUCAGUGCGGGGAGACGGCAGAUGGUUUAUUAGCGGUCGAGAUGGCGAUUCGGAAAAUGGGGAACAAGU